AUGCUUCCCCUAUCCCAACUCGUGUCCCAAAUCCCCCUUCUCUCAUCUCUACUCAAUCACCAAAUCCCCCUAGAAUCCAACCUCCACAGUGCCCUUUCUCCAUCAUCAUCAUCAUCAUCAUCACCACCACCACCACCCCCAUUGCUACCAAACCAGCACUCCUGCCCAAACCCGCCCACGCUCUCCUGUCCUACCUCGCCGCCAGAGUCACUGAACACAUGUUGCAUCAACCAUCCCUCCGGCCAUUUCCUGCAGACUCAGUUCUGGGACACGGCACCCCCAAUCGGCCCCAACACGUCAUGGACCAUCCACGGCUUAUGGCCUGACCUGUGCAGCGGCGGGUUCGAUGCCUUUUGCGAUUCAUCCCGCACUCACUCCGACAUACCCGGCGUGUUGAGUCGGGCCCUGGCGGACAGUGACUCCAGCAUGAUCGCCGAACUGCUCGACUUCAUGCGCACCUACUGGCUGUCCUACGAUGGGGACGACGAACACCUCUGGUCCCACGAGUGGAACAAACACGGCACAUGCAUCUCCACGCUUGAACCGGACUGUUACGGACCGGAGGCUCCAUCGCUGGGUGGUGGUCGUCCUUCCCCUCCCCAUCAUCAUCUCGAUGUGCUGGAUUAUUUCAUCCACACGACGUCCCUAUUCCGCACGCUGGACACGUAUUCGAUUCUCGCAGAGGCAGGGAUCCUCCCCAGUGCCACCAAGCGAUACACCCUGGGCGAUCUCGAAGACGCGGUCUCUUCCUCGAGGCACGCCCAGCCGGUCACCUUCCGCUGUAAUUACAAGGGCGAACUGAACGAGAUAUGGUACCAUUUCAGCGUGAGGGGCUCGCUUCGUCACAGUAGCACGUACGCCAACACAGCGGGGUCACUUCCCGGUGGUGAAUCGGCGGCCGCCGCCGCCUCACCAUUCCUCAACGCGAGCACGGUGCACAGACACUUCGUCCCCGCCCCACCUGAUGGGAUCUUGUCAAACUGUCCACGCCGGGGCAUCAAAUACCUGCCCAAACACCCUUCGUCGCACUCCCCUACAGCAACGCACUCGACGUCACAACCGCCGGAACCCACAGCCCCCCCGUCCGAGCCCUUUACCGGCAAGGGCCAUUUAGAAAUGCACGUCCUCGACACCCCGGGAGAGAAAGGCUGUCUGAUCCGCCACGGCGAAUGGUAUACCUCGGGCCAAUGUGCCACGUUCCGCUCCAAGCGCGACGUCGUCGACCCCGGACAUGCCCCGCUAUUCUCCCUCUCCUCGUCCUACUCGCCUUGCCUCGUCAAUCCGGCCACGAGUAAAUUCGAAUGCACAAGACAAGCUUCCGUGCAGGGCAUUUUCUCCAGUAGUGCUGACGAUGAGAAGGUCCUGGCAUAUCGCAACAGCAGUGUCUUUUGGGCGGAGAGGGUGCCAGGCCGGUUUGACAAAGUGGAUGUUUUUGCGGACGACGGCGGUGGCCAGAGGAAAGUACGGAUGAAGAUUCACUGGGUUCCUGUAUAA
Cladophialophora carrionii CBS 160.54 is the source of this 1494-nucleotide messenger RNA. RefSeq lists its product as uncharacterized. The coding region runs from base 1 to 1494 and encodes 497 amino acids. The record is from RefSeq and is a predicted model, not a curated record. Gene Ontology annotation, biological process: RNA catabolic process. Gene Ontology annotation, molecular function: ribonuclease T2 activity; RNA binding. The transcript has a single exon. Gene Ontology annotation, cellular component: extracellular region. NCBI's taxonomy places the organism in Eukaryota, Fungi, Ascomycota, Eurotiomycetes, Chaetothyriales, Herpotrichiellaceae.